AUGAUACAGGGAACAGCUAGACGAUUCAUAUCUAGAUCAGUAUCAUCAUCGACGACAUCAUCAUCAUCAUGUAGCAAUAGAUUAUUACUAUCUAUUUCAAAUCAUGAUAGUAGCAUACCCCUUCGAUCAACCACUUGUACCAACUCAAAUAAUAUAACAUAUACUACAACAACAACAACAACAACAACAACAACAACAACAACAAAACAAUGUACACAUUUAUUACUUGAUAGUAAUAAUACUAAAAUGAUAACAACAAAGAGACAGUAUGGUAUCAUGUCACGGCUGACUAGACUAUUCUCAAGUGAGAUUGAUAUCAUCUUUCAAACUCUUACAGAAGAUUUUGAAAAGGGUGCUCCUAUGUUUAAACAAUAUAUAUAUGACUUGGAGUCAACUGAAAAACACUCAGAGAUUAAUUCAAUGUUGGUCAAGGUCGCACAGAUGGAUCUGUCGAUGGAGCAAAAGGGGGUGUUGUAUCGGACGGGUCUCGAGUAUUAUAGGGACUUUGGACAAGACCCGCUGAUGACCAUCAUGAUCAAGCGAUACGAUUUCCAAGGUAUCGACCUGGACGAAGCGUCAAUGGAGAUUAUAUACGCGUUUCAUAUGCGACGUGGACCGCGGUCGUGGAGCACCGAGACGAUUGUCGAUUACCAGAAUAUUGGUUUGUUGCAAUACUGUCUCGAGAAAAAGGCAGAGGAGGGUGUCGUGCACAUGCAGGCGUUUCUCAAGAGUGUGUUUGCGUGCAAGGAUUCGAGACACUGGGUUUCACGGUUAUGUGUGGUGAAUCAGUUGUUGGUGGGUGGCGAUAACCCCGUCAACAAACUGAUAUUUAACGAGUUGUUGGCGAUGAUUAAAGCGGCUGAAAAGGACACGCAGCGUUCGUUGGUCGGUCGUAUGACACCGUGUGGAGUUGGCCAUGUGGUGGUUGUCGCAGGCACCACUAGAGUACAAGAUAAGGGCGCAGUAUGCGUUGCGCGAUAUGGAGGCGUACUGCCAAGAGAAGCUGCAGGCGACGCCGGCAUCGGACGUGCAUGGACAGCGGUUCUACCAAGUGCUGUAUUUGAUUUGGCAGCGACUGCGUCACAACUCGGGCCUGCAUCGUCAGCCGACUCCCAAGACACCCGUCGACCCGUAUUUGGAGGAGCUGUCGGAACGCGUGAUGCAGCGCGAUCUUGCGGCGGCGCCGGCGUCCGAGCGGGAGGACCCGCACCCAUACCCGCUGCGCGGGUACCGAUCGUGCUCGGCGUCGGCGGGGACCGUGUCGGACGUGUUGACGGGGUUGAAGCGCAAGCAGACGCGUAUGGCGGCGGUCGACAGCACGCUGCGUCACCUGCUCGUCGAGCACGGCGGGUUCCCGACGCUCGAGGUGCUGUUUAUGCUAGCCAACCAGCCGUCCACCCACCUCGACGAGAUGCUGACGGUGAUGCCCGACUACGUCACCGCGUUUAUGGCGACCCCCUCGCCGUUCUUCCAGACCGUGCUCGAGCUCAACCUCAACGCGGCGACGAUGGUGUUGGGCAAGCACCCGGCCAUCGCCGACAGCCUGCUCGACGAGAAUCUGCUCGAGUAUGUGACGCCCGGCGUGCUCAAGCUCAACUCGAUCGACCUCAUCACCAACUCGACCCUUCCCCCAUCUUCCCACCACCUGUCUGUGAUCGCGAGUACGAGAUCAAUCGUCCAACCCCUGAAACCAUCCGAUUCCUCGACCGUGUCCUAGCCUCUUCACAAGCCGACUUCAAAACUCCCUACAAUCCCAACAACUCUGAACACUCAUCAGCACUCCGACAACAUCAAGUUGAUGAUUAA
Molecule: messenger RNA, 1806 nt
Organism: Cavenderia fasciculata
Lineage: Eukaryota; Evosea; Eumycetozoa; Acytosteliales; Cavenderiaceae
Exons: 4
Coding region: 1-1806 (601 amino acids)
Source: RefSeq, a predicted model, not a curated record